CUCCACAACUUCAAGUUUUUGUUUCCGUGGAAAACUCCAAGAAGAAAUUGGUUUUCAAUCACUGAAAUUGGGCUGUGCUGUGCACGUAAGCCCCCGGGAAAAUAAUGGCUCAACCAUACCAUCCGGCGGAGCUUCCCAUGUCCCAUAGCGCCAACGCCCAAUACACUGCAACUCAAGAGUAUAGCUCGAGGAAAUCCAGCCAGCAGCCUUCAGUAUACACGUGGUCGCCGCUCGGGGCGGGUAACUCAAAUCUCCGUGACACUGAUAACCCUGCUGUGCAUCAAUUCCCUGAGGGGGAGUUUGUUCCAUUUGGGUUCUUCGACAAGGUCGACAUAAAUCUCUUCAAAGAUACCCUCUCUCCAAGUGUGGACUGGAGAUACGAGAAGCGCAGACAGGUUCAUCAAAUACUUCCAUUCCUAUACCUGGGGCCCUGGAGCUGCCUCGCGGAUAGAGAUUGGCUCAAUCAAGAGGGAAUCACCCUGCUCCUAGGCAUCCGACAUAGUCAAUUGGCCAAGGCGGGUCUUCUUUCUGGAGCCAAGACAGCCGCCGCGCUUAAUAUCAUGACAGCCUCUAUUGAUUAUCAAGAUAAUCAAGAACUCAUUAGCAAUCUUCGUGAUGUAAUUAACGGCAUCAAUGAACACAUCGCGUCCUCGGUUCCCCUCGGCCUGAGCCGGAGCACCGAAAAGAAGGUUCUUGUAUUCUGUGAAACAGGCAACCAUUCGUCGGCUUUGGUGGUGAUGGCCUAUCUGAUGGUGAUGCUCAAUAUCAGUCCAAUGAAGGCCUUGGAUCUGGUCCAGUCGCAGCGAUUGAGCGUAAUCGUGGACGGGCCGGCGUCGCAGUUACUGUUGGCAUUUGAGGCUAUCAUCGUGGCCAAACGGGAUGUCGAAAGAGUGCGCCGAGCCAGCAUCUUGGAUACAUCGGCUUCCUCGAAGAAGCGAACCAAUAGCCGAGAUACUGACGACAUGGAUAUUGAUGAGAUCGAAUUUUGGGAUCUGGAGAGAAAACCACUGGCACCGUUCCAAGAUCGUUUUACCAACUGAUCUCCAAUGCUAUUCUCCGAGAGUAGUUGUCACAGGAAAUAGAUAGAUUGUGCUUGGUAGCGACAAG
This is a messenger RNA of Aspergillus costaricaensis CBS 115574, 1107 nucleotides long. Its product is annotated as dual specificity protein phosphatase family protein. Gene Ontology annotation, biological process: regulation of ERK1 and ERK2 cascade; protein dephosphorylation; negative regulation of protein binding. Gene Ontology annotation, cellular component: cytoplasm; nucleoplasm. Gene Ontology annotation, molecular function: protein tyrosine/serine/threonine phosphatase activity; F-box domain binding. The record is from RefSeq and is a predicted model, not a curated record. The transcript has a single exon. The coding region runs from base 105 to 1040 and encodes 311 amino acids. NCBI's taxonomy places the organism in Eukaryota, Fungi, Ascomycota, Eurotiomycetes, Eurotiales, Aspergillaceae.